ACUUCGUCAAGCAUCAAGUUGAAAUCGAAUCCUCGAAAAUGAAACUCUUUAUCGUUGCUCUGGCCCUGAUCGCCGUGGCUGCUGCCCAAGACGACAAGUACACCACCAAGUACGAUAGCGUCGAUAUCGAUGAGAUCCUCAAGUCGGACCGUCUGUUCAAGAACUACUACAACUGCUUGAUGGAUAUGGGAGCCUGUACCCCAGAGGGCAAUGAACUGAAGCGUGUCCUACCCGAUGCCCUGGAAAACGAUUGCUCCAAGUGCAGCGAGAAGCAGAAUGAGUCCAGCACCAAGACCAUCAAGUUCCUGACCGAGAACCACCCAGAGGAAUGGAAGGCCCUGAAGGCCAAGUACGACCCCGAUAACAAGUACGUCGAGAAGAACGUGGCCAAGGCCGAGAAGGAUGGAAUCAAGCUGUAAAUUGGAAUGAUACCCAUCGCAUAAGACUGAAAUCGAACAAACGCUAUGAUCCUGAUGAAUGCUUUUCGUUUUGCAAUCACAUAACCACGCCUCCAAUCAGUUGUAGUUCUGUAGAUUCCGACAUUGUGACAUUAUACGGAUUCCAGUAACU
Messenger RNA from Ochlerotatus camptorhynchus, 570 nucleotides. RefSeq names its product ejaculatory bulb-specific protein 3-like. The transcript is spliced from 2 exons. Bases 39 to 419 code for a protein of 126 amino acids. The record is from RefSeq and is a predicted model, not a curated record. NCBI's taxonomy places the organism in Eukaryota, Metazoa, Arthropoda, Insecta, Diptera, Culicidae.